This is a messenger RNA of Penicillium manginii, 1629 nucleotides long. RefSeq names its product pyridoxamine-phosphate oxidase PDX3. Gene Ontology annotation, molecular function: FMN binding; pyridoxamine phosphate oxidase activity. The transcript has 5 exons. NCBI's taxonomy places the organism in Eukaryota, Fungi, Ascomycota, Eurotiomycetes, Eurotiales, Aspergillaceae. The record is from RefSeq and is a predicted model, not a curated record. Bases 1 to 1629 code for a protein of 542 amino acids. Gene Ontology annotation, biological process: pyridoxine biosynthetic process.
AUGUCGCAGAACAACCCGGAGCUGGAUGCCCAGUCGCGGCGUCCAAAGAAGCUAAUCUUUGCUCCCGGGGAUAUUGCACCUGGAUCAGAAACUCCAAACACAUCAGAGACCACAGCGAACUCUACAUCAGCCCUCCCAUCUCACCUCGCCCCCGGUGAAACCCUUCGCUCCGACACCUCGACGCCCACCUCCACGACCGAAACCCAGAUCUUGUCCCACCCUGCCCGAGCACACCAGUUCGUGACCAAUCCACCCUUAACCGUCUCCCAAAUCCACGGCACAAACCCCCUCCGCCAAUUCAACACCUGGUUCCGUGAUCCGCGCUUGCCCGCUAGCUCGGCACCCGAGACCUGCACCCUUGCGACAGCAUCCCUGCCCUCGGGCCGGAUCAGCUCGCGCGUGCUAUAUCUGAAGGAACUGGAUGAACGGGGAUGGGUCGUCUACAGCAAUUGGGGCAGUCGGGAGGGUAAAGGUGCGCAGGUCUUCGGGCAAGAUGUCAGCGGCGGCAAUGCGGUUGGAUCAAUGCCUGAGCCCGGCGACGCAGGACUAACUGCCGGUAAUAAGUGGGGAGCUCUGACAUUCUGCUGGUCUACUGUUGAGCGUCAAGUCCGGGUGGAGGGUCUCUUGGAGCCUCUCAGUCGCGAGGAGAGCGAGCUCUACUGGCGCACCCGGGAGCGAGGAAGUCAGAUUGGUGCUUGGGCGAGCUGGCAGAGUCGUGUUCUCUGGUCUGCGGAGCCGGGGCAGAUGGAAGAGCACCAGCGCCGUAAGAGCGUUGCGAAGCUUCAGCCCGUUGAGGGAUCUAUGACUGGCGUGGAUAUCCCCGCUGAUAUCGAUCAGACGGAUGUUGAUGACGGGCGAGCUUUGCUUGAGAAAUUGGUUCAGGAAAUGGAGAAGAAGUUUGAGGGCGUGGAGCAGAUUCCUCUACCUCCUUUCUGGGGUGGUGUGAGACUGGUUCCUGAGUCUGUGGAAUUCUGGCAGGGUCGUCGCAGUCGACUUCAUGAUCGAUUCCGAUAUGUCCGCAUUGAUGGCGCAGCGGCGUCACAGCGUGAACCUCCUCGAGCUCCUCCCUUCCACCCUCAUCUACACAAAAUCUCGCUAUAUACUACUUCAUCAAUCCCCUUGAACAUAGCUGCCGGUCCAGCUUGGGUAUAUAUACAGCAUGUCUUCUCCAGCGCCCCCGAAAUCCACCACCUCCCCCUGGAUCGUCCUCGCCAUAGCCAGCGGCGCCUUCGCCGCGUUGAACGGACUCUUCGCGAAACUUCCUUGUAUCCACGAGAACCCCCAAUUGACCACCGCAGUACAACGGACAACCACACCACAGCCUUCGCGCAAUCCCUCGCCCACCUCUUCGGCCUCGACUCCUCCCCAUUCCUAGAACUCCUCGUCCGCGGCGCAUGUCUCGGUCUCAACGUCCUUUGCAACAUCAUCAUGUGGGCGCUCUUCACCCGCGCGCUCACAGCCGGUCCAUCGACGACAAAGGUCUCCAUCACAAACACCGCCUCUAACUUUUUGGCAACGGCUUUCUUGGGUAUGAUUGUUUUUCAGGAGGCGGUCGGGGGAUUGUGGUGGCUGGGUGCGGCGAUGAUGGGUGCUGGGUGUAUCUUGGUUGGGAUGCGUGAGGGGGCGUAG